AUGCAGGAGCUGAUAGCUGGUUUACAAAAGAUGAGAUUUGAUUUUGAGAUUGUCCUGGAGCAGCAGAGCGGAAUUCCGGAUGUGCCAUUUUCUGGCAUGGACAAAUCUGGUUCUGCAGUCUGUGAGUAUUUUGUUAAAGGUGAAUGUGUAAAAGAUAAUUUGUGCCCAUUACGCCACAGCAAUGGUGCGAAGUCUGUCGUGUGCAAACACUGGCUCCGAGGUCUGUGCAAAAUGGGGGAUCAGUGUGAGUUUUUGCACGAAUAUGACAUGACAAAAAUGCCACGCUGCUUCUUCUAUUCAAAAUACGGGGAAUGCAGUAAAAGAGAGUGCCCUUUCCUGCACAUUGAUUCAGAGGUGAAAAUUCACGACUGCCCAUGGUAUGGCCAAGGAUUCUGUAAAAAUGGCCCUCUGUGCAAGAAUAAACACACCAAGAAGGUCAUGUGUGUGAAUUACCUUGUCGGCUUCUGCUCUGAAGGAACAGGAUGCAAUUUUUCACAGUAG
Molecule: messenger RNA, 501 nt
Organism: Amblyraja radiata (thorny skate)
Lineage: Eukaryota; Metazoa; Chordata; Chondrichthyes; Rajiformes; Rajidae
Product: cleavage and polyadenylation specificity factor subunit 4-like
Exons: 5
Coding region: 1-501 (166 amino acids)
Cellular component (GO): mRNA cleavage and polyadenylation specificity factor complex
Molecular function (GO): metal ion binding; RNA binding
Source: RefSeq, a predicted model, not a curated record